GCAGAUGCGCGCGCGUGUGCAUGAGGAUGCUUCUAUGGGCUCGAUGGGCUGCGGGGGAAGCAGAUCCGCCACGAUCGAACCCCGUUAUUACGAGAGCAGAGACACCGAGUCGACGUGGCUGACGAGCACGGACACGGACACGCAGCGGGCCGCCGGUACCGGAACCGGAGAGAGCGCGAGCGACGAUGACAAGACCGCAGCGGGAGCCGCAUCAGAUCAAAAGGAAGAGAAGCCUGUGACCAGAAGCUCUUCUGCCAAAGAGAAGAAGCUGGUGAACGCUGGCACCCAGUGUGGAAGAAACCCCGGCGGCACCCCAAGGAGACCAGCGCACAGAGACCAGGAUAAGAGUAAAUCAAAGACAACCCCUCAGAAAGACGUGGUUAAAAGUGUCCGAUCCGACUGUAAACACAGAGGUGAUGCCUUGACAUGAGUUUGAUGCUGUCAAACACGUCUAAUUAGAUGCAUAUGUUAAAUCGUCUGUGUGUCUGCAUGCAAACGCUGAGCGCUGGAGCGGAUGCUGACCCUGACCCUGACAUGCUGCAACGCCUCAUUUGCAUCUCUGAAGUGUUAUUUAUUUCCCUCCAGUAUUAUGUAUUUUCAUCAGUAUUGUGAUAUUCUAGUGCCUAAUGAGUCUGUGUGAUAAUGCAGAUGUCUCAGGUUGUGAUGGGAUGAAAUGAA
Molecule: messenger RNA, 678 nt
Organism: Carassius auratus (goldfish)
Lineage: Eukaryota; Metazoa; Chordata; Actinopteri; Cypriniformes; Cyprinidae
Product: brain and acute leukemia cytoplasmic protein-like
Exons: 3
Coding region: 5-430 (141 amino acids)
Cellular component (GO): cytoplasm
Source: RefSeq, a predicted model, not a curated record